UAACCUGUUAAGCCUACUACAGCUAACCCUACUGCAGCUAAUCAGCUAACCCUACUCCAGCUAACCAGCUAACCCUACGACAGAUAAACUUACUCCAGCUAACCAGUUAACCUACUCCAGCCCUACCAUGCAUGGCUCUGUAUCUAACCAUUAGGGCUAGGCUAUGGCCAACUCUGUAUCUAACCAUUAGGCCUAGGGCUAGACUAUGGUCAACUCUGUAUCUAACCAUUAGGCCUAGGGUUAGGCUAUGGUCAACUCUGUAUCUAACCAUUAGGCCUAGGCUAUGGCCAACUCUGUAUCUAACCAUUAGGCCUAGGGCUAGGCUAUGGCCAACUCUGUAUUUAACCAUUAGGCCUAGGGCUAGACUAUGGUCAACUCUGUAUCUAACCAUUAGGCCUAGGGCUAGGCUAUGGUCAACUCUGUAUCUAACCAUUAGGCCUAGGGCUAGACUAUGGUCAACUCUGUAUUUAACCAUUAGGCCUAGGGCUAGACUAUGGUCAACUCUGUAUCUAACCAUUAGGCCUAGGGCUAGACUAUGGUCAACUCUGUAUCUAACCAUUAGGCCUAGGGCUAGGCUAUGGUCAACUCUGUAUCUAACCAUUAGGCCUAGGGCUAGACUAUGGUCAACUCUGUAUCUAACCAUUAGGCCUAGGGCUAGACUAUGGUCAACUCUGUAUCUAACCAUUAGGCCUAGGGCUAGACUAUGGUCAACUCUGUAUCUAAGCAUUAGGCCUAGGGCUAGACUAUGGUCAACUCUGUAUCUAACCAUUAGGCCUAGGGUUAGGCUAUGGUCAACUCUGUAUCUAACCAUUAGGCCUAGGGCUAGACUAUGGUCAACUCUGUAUCUAACCAUUAGGCCUAGGGCUAGACUAUGGCGAACUCUGUAUCUAACCAUUAGGCCUAGGGUUAGGCUAUGGUCAACUCUGUAUCUAACCAUUAGGCCUAGGGUUAGGCUAUGGCUAACUCUGUAUCUAACCAUUAGGCCUAGGCAAUGGCCAACUCUGUAUCUAACCAUUAGGCCUAGGGUUGGGAUAUGGUCAACUCUGUAUCUAACCAUUAGGCCUAGGGUUAGGCUAUGGUCAACUCUGUAUCUAACCAUUAGGCCUAGGGUUAGGCUAUGGUCAACUCUGUAUCUAACCAUUAGGCCUAGGGUUAGGCUAUGGCUAACUCUGUAUCUAACCAUUAGGCCUAGGCUAUGGCCAACUCUGUAUCUAACCAUUAGGCCUAGGGUUAGGCUAUGGUCAACUCUGUAUCUAACCAUUAGGCCUAGGGUUAGGCUAUGGUCAACUCUGUAUCUAACCAUUAGGCCUAGGGUUAGGCUAUGGUCAACUCUGUAUCUAACCAUUAGGCCUAGGGUUAGGCUAUGGUCAACUCUGUAUCUAACCAUUAGGCCUAGGGCUAGACUAUGGCGAACUCUGUAUCUAACCAUUAGGCCUAGGGCUAGACUAUGGUCAACUCUGUAUCUAACCAUUAGGCCUAGGGUUAGGCUAUGGUCAACUCUGUAUCUAACCAUUAGGCCUAGGGUUAGGCUAUGGUCAACUCUGUAUCUAACCAUUAGGCCUAGGGCUAGACUAUGGUCAACUCUGUAUCUAACCAUUAGACCUAGGGUUAGGCUAUGGUCAACUCUGUAUCUAACCAUUAGGCCUAGGGCUAGACUAUGGUCAACUCUGUAUCUAACCAUUAGGCUUAGGGUUAGGCUAUGGUCAACUCUGUAUCUAACCAUUAGGCCUAGGGCUAGACUAUGGCGAACUCUGUAUCUAACCAUUAGGCCUAGGGUUAGGCUAUGGUCAACUCUGUAUCUAACCAUUAGGCCUAGGGUUAGGCUAUGGCUAACUCUGUAUCUAACCAUUAGGCCUAGGGUUAGGCUAUGGCUAACUCUGUAUCUAACCAUUAGGCCUAGGGUUAGGCUAUGGUCAACUCUGUAUCUAACCAUUAGGCCUAGGGCUAGACUAUGGCGAACUCUGUAUCUAACCAUUAGGCCUAGGGUUAGGCUAUGGUCAACUCUGUAUCUAACCAUUAGGCCUAGGGCUAGACUAUGGCUAACUCUGUACCUAACCAUUAGGCCUAGGGUUGGGCUAUGGCUAACUCUGUAUCUAACCAUUAGGCCUAGGGUUAGGCUAUGGCUAACUCUGUAUCUAACCAUUAGGCCUAGGGCUAGACUAUGGCUAACUCUGUAUCUAACCAUUAGGCCUAGGGUUAGGCUAUGGUCAACUCUGUAUCUAACCAUUAGGCCUAGGGCUAGACUAUGGCAAACUCUGUAUCUAACCAUUAGGCCUAGGGUUGGGCUAUGGCUAACUCUGUAUCUAACCAUUAGGCCUAGGGUUAGGCUAUGGCUAACUCUGUAUCUAACCAUUAGGCCUAGGGCUAGACUAUGGCUAACUCUGUAUCUAACCAUUAGGCCUAGGGCUAGACUAUGGUCAACUCUGUAUCUAACCAUUAGGCCUAGGGUUAGGCUAUGGUCAACUCUGUAUCUAACCAUUAGGCCUAGGCUAUGGCCAACUCUGUAUCUAACCAUUAGGCCUAGGGCUAGGCUAUGGCCAACUCUGUAUUUAACCAUUAGGCCUAGGGCUAGACUAUGGUCAACUCUGUAUCUAACCAUUAGGCCUAGGGUUAGGCUAUGGUCAACUCUGUAUCUAACCAUUAGGCCUAGGCUAUGGCUAACUCUGUAUCUAACCAUUAGGCCUAGGGUUAGGCUAUGGUCAAGUCUGUAUCUAACCAUUAGGCCUAGGGUUAGGCUAUGGUCAAGUCUGUAUCUAACCAUUAGGCCUAGGGUUAGACUAUGGCUAACUCUGUAUCUAACCAUUAGGGCGAUAGUAGCCUACAGUAAAUGUACUUUUAACCUGAGAAUAUGUUAUGUGUUCCAACAGUUUAGAAUGUGUGAACAAACACCUUAUUAGCUGUGUUGUGUGAUCGGUGUGUACAGUAUUUAUUGACAAGCCAAGCUUUUUUGUGUAUUUUAUUUGUGCCUUCACACUUGAUUUUAUAUCAUAAUAUGCCUUUUGUUAUUACUGUGUUAUGAAGAAAAUGAGUUAAGCUCACUAUUGAGUAGGAACCUUAAAGGACUCCUUGCUAAACAUAUUCAUUGUUAAUAUAUUUGUUUACACACAUGCCUAUAUGUGAUUAGUAUUCGUUUACAUACAUUUCUAUAUGUGAUUAUUUAUAACAUGUUGUGGUAUUACCACAUUGGGUAAAAGUAACUGUGAUUUAUAGAGUACUAAUAUUGCUACUCAUAUGUGUGUAUGUGAAGUUUCCUGGCCUCCCGGCCCCUAUAGCUCUCAGCAUUAAAGCUUGAAUAAACUCUUGACUUUUUCACCUUA
Messenger RNA from Oncorhynchus mykiss (rainbow trout), 3317 nucleotides. The record is from RefSeq and is a predicted model, not a curated record. NCBI's taxonomy places the organism in Eukaryota, Metazoa, Chordata, Actinopteri, Salmoniformes, Salmonidae.